Molecule: messenger RNA, 1331 nt
Organism: Nerophis lumbriciformis (worm pipefish)
Lineage: Eukaryota; Metazoa; Chordata; Actinopteri; Syngnathiformes; Syngnathidae
Source: RefSeq, a predicted model, not a curated record
CCAUCUUUUCGCGGGCUUACAUAUUUUCGGUGAAACGAGAGCAGGGGUUGACAGAUCUACUGGGGGACACGCUCACUUUUAGUCGCAACAUGGAUAACGAGCUCAGACCAGCAGAUCGUUCUCCUCUGCAGAGACGAGCCGUUUUGACCACUCAAUGGGACUCUCUGGAGUCCAACACGGAUAACCUGGCCCAGGAGAGCAAACAGCAUCUACAAAUGCACACUGAUGAAUAUAUGCUGUGUCAAGGGAAGAUCUUGAAGGGGGAAGACUGGGAGGAUGCAAUUGCAGGUGACACAAAUGAAGAUUUCCUGCUUUCUGAUAGCAUUGAAGUUUCAGCACAGCCCCACACGAAGAGGAAACCUGUAAUUGACACCCACAUAAGUCAGCUGGACACCUAUGAUUCCUACUCAGAAUUGUGCUGCAACCCCAACUGGAGGAUCAACAAAGAGGGAGACGCCAUGAACUCUGCCCAGAAGUGUCACUACUCUUCUAGUCCGUUGCAGAAACCAUUCAUUGGAGAAUACAGAUACAUCUCUGACACAAGUUCAGCGAUGGUAUUAACUCCUAAUAUUGCUGGCAAUCAGUGUCAGCCAUACCACCUACACCCCCAAGAUGACUAUGUUAGCUCAAUAAAAACAUUUCACAUGCCUUUGGGUGAUAUAUCACCAAAGCGUAGCUCAUCUAGUAUAUCUACUAAAGCCAAUAGUGACAACACUUCCCAUAGGCAGUUCAAAGAGACCCUUCAGAAUAGGUGCCAUUUGGAUGAAAAUGUCAAUAGAUCUCUUGAGCUGACAGAGCAUUCUAUGCACUUGAAAGAAUAUAAGACUGACAACCAAAAUGAUCUAAAACACAUACCAGGAGAAUUAGUUCCAAUAUCACCCACAACAGAGAGUCCCAAGACUCUUAGAAAGAAAAAGAGGCAAAUACAGAGAGAGGACCUUGUACGACGAAACAAAAUAACGCUGGGUCGCAUCGCACCUGGUAACGGAUCUUAUGUGAAUAUGCAUGCACUCAAGCAGAAGAGGCCUCACGCUGUGAAAGAGACUGCUGAGGAGGGACACAUUGCUGAAUGUCCAAAAGACAGUUUAGACCUAGAACUGGGACUGAUCCAGAAAACACAUCAAUUGAAGGUCACCAAUUUCACGGAAGAAAGUGAGGCACAGGGGAAUAUGGAACCUUACUACAGAAGCACGGAGAAAAGUCCAGAAUGUACAACCGCAUCAAAAUGCCAAUUCUCUGGUAUGGACAGCGAACAGAAGUGUUGUCUGGAGGAGUCAGAGUGCAAAGACAACUGACAGCCUCCAUGGUCACAGCUUUGAUGGUUGCCUGGC